This is a messenger RNA of Coniophora puteana RWD-64-598 SS2, 993 nucleotides long. RefSeq lists its product as uncharacterized. The record is from RefSeq and is a predicted model, not a curated record. The coding region runs from base 57 to 797 and encodes 246 amino acids. Lineage: Eukaryota; Fungi; Basidiomycota; Agaricomycetes; Boletales; Coniophoraceae. The transcript has 3 exons.
CGUGACCACGCUAGGCUGCCCUCCUUGCGUAUUCCACAACUACCACCUCAUUCGCUAUGCCUAAAAUUGCUCGAAAAUCUAAGGGAGCCACGCGUUCUGAAACUGAAUCCAACAAACGUCACAGUUCCGGAACCUCCUCCACACGCAGACCGAAGGUCAUGCGCAAUCGCUGGGAACAGUACAAGCAUGACUUGUAUGGCGACGGCCCUAAAUAUGAACACCUGUACCUCUCCGACGAGAAACUGGACAACCUCUUCCGAAGACUUGGCAUACCAGAAUCUGAACUCGCGGAACAACGACGUCAGUACGAUGCGACGGUAAAUGAGAAGUUUGAGAGAAGUGGUGGUAGCGAGGGACGGGGUCUUUGCCAGGGCAGAAAACCGCAGCCCGACGAUGAUCCCGCCAAAGACAACGUCCACAUAGUUCACGUUCCAGACACCAGUCACCUGGCAAUCAGAUUUUGGGAUGGUGGCCUCGAGGAUGAGGGACAGUUUUGUCUGGACAUCUACGAUAUCGAUGCCGAAGUUCCUGUCAACUCGUCUGAGCUUGGAUUCUCUCUUGAGGUUGCCUCUAUGCCGGGUACGCUGUCUGUCCUGUGCGCUGGGAAACUCAAGAGCUGGGAGGCCAGGUCAGGCUUUACGCCUGACCAAAUAUUGCCAGGAGAAGAACGUUUCAGUGUGAUUGAGGGUGCUUAUCUUGCUCUUCACCGGUCUAACUUAGAUCCCUUCUGGUUUAAAGUACCGGCGAGACGUCGUCUGCCUGCUGGUGUACGGGCUGCAUCCCCUAUAUCUCUAUAACAACUAUGACGAUAGCACUCUUAUUCACCAGGCUCUAUGGUACCUUCGAUCGAGUAGGUAACUUGUUCGCCGCAGAGCACUCUGGAGUAGUUGUUAUGUAGCAUCACCCAAUUCGCUAUUAUGUGCACACGCACAGUUAUAUUAUUACACGCUGAUAUUCUGUGCCUAUUGCGCUACCGACGCUAUCCAUCCAUCG